Hylaeus anthracinus is the source of this 4402-nucleotide messenger RNA. It is a transcript of the gene CPSF1, whose product is annotated as cleavage and polyadenylation specificity factor subunit 1. Bases 148 to 4395 code for a protein of 1415 amino acids. The transcript has 20 exons. Gene Ontology annotation, molecular function: protein binding; nucleic acid binding. The record is from RefSeq and is a predicted model, not a curated record. Lineage: Eukaryota; Metazoa; Arthropoda; Insecta; Hymenoptera; Colletidae. Gene Ontology annotation, cellular component: nucleus; mRNA cleavage and polyadenylation specificity factor complex.
GUCAGUGAAAUCCGCCAAAAUCCCUAUCUUCACAAGCCGUGGCCGCAACACAACAAACUUCAAAUCGUUAUAUUGUAUCGAAUUUUCUGUAUACUAACCUGUACGGAAUAUGACUUCAGUUUAUAACGAUUAAGAGUACAAUUCGCAAUGUAUUCGAUAUGUAAAAGUACUCAUCCUGCUACAGGAGUAGAACACGCUAUUACAUGUUAUUUCUUUAAUCGUUCAGAAAAAUGUCUUGUUGUGGCCGGUGCAAAUAUUAUCAGAGUAUUUUGUUUAAUACCAGACGUAGACAUAACGAAAAGAGAAAAAUAUACAGAAUCACGUCCACCAAAAAUGAAGUUGGAAUGCUUAUCUCAAUACACAUUACAUGGAAAUGUAAUGUCAAUGCAAGCCGUAGCUCUUGUUGGAUCUCAAAGGGAUUCUCUCCUGUUAAGCUUUCGUGAUGCAAAAUUAUCAGUUGUAGAAUAUGAUCAAGAUACACAUGAUCUCAGAACAGUAUCGUUACAUUAUUUCGAAGAAGAAGAAAUCAGGGAUGGAUGGACAAAUCAUCAUCAUAUUCCUAUCGUUAGGGUAGAUCCUGAAGGAAGAUGUGCGGUAAUGUUAAUAUAUGGUCGGAAAUUAGUUGUAUUACCUUUUAAGAAAGAUCCAAGUCUCGAUGAUGGAGAUUUAUUAGAUAAUUCAAAAGCAUCAUCUAAUAAAAUUCCUAUAUUGUCAUCAUAUAUGAUAGUAUUAAAAUGUUUAGAGGAAAAAAUGGACAACAUAAUAGAUUUACAGUUUUUACAUGGUUAUUAUGAACCAACAUUGUUAAUAUUAUACGAGCCAGUUAGGACAUUUUCAGGACGUAUCGCAGUCAGACAAGAUACUUGUGCUAUGGUUGCAAUAUCGCUAAAUAUUCAACAGAGAGUACAUCCCAUAAUUUGGUCUGUAUCAAAUUUACCAUUCGAUUGUUAUCAGGCAGUACCAGUGAAGAAACCACUUGGUGGGACUCUAAUUAUGGCGGUUAAUUCUCUCAUUUACUUAAAUCAGAGCAUACCACCUUACGGUGUUUCCUUAAAUAACCUAGCAGAAACCAGUACAAAUUUUCCAUUAAAACCACAAGAGGGAGUAAAGAUAAGCUUAGAAGGUUCCCAAGUUGCAUUUAUAUCUUCAGAUCGUUUAGUAAUUUCUUUGAAGAGUGGAGAGUUGUAUGUAUUAUCCUUGUUUGCUGAUAGUAUGCGUUCAGUGAGGGGCUUUCACUUUGAUAAAGCUGCAGCAAGUGUUUUAACUUCAUGUGUAUGCAUGUGUGAAGAUAAUUACCUCUUUCUUGGGUCACGUCUUGGUAAUUCGCUUUUAUUAAGAUUUAUCGAGAAAGAGUCAGAAAAUUUGCAAAAUACAUAUGAAAGCGAAAUAACAAUCGAAGAAGAUGAAACCGAAGAAACUCCAGCAAAAAAGAUAAAACAAGAUUUUAUAGGUGAUUGGAUGGCAUCUGAUGUACUAGAUAUAAAAGAUCCAGAAGAGCUGGAGGUGUAUGGAAGUGAAACACAUACUUCCAUCCAAAUUACAUCAUAUAUAUUUGAGGUAUGUGAUAGUUUAUUAAAUAUUGGACCGUGCGGCAAUAUAUCUAUGGGUGAACCAGCUUUUUUAUCUGAAGAAUUUUCACACAGUCAAGACCCUGAUGUUGAACUUGUCACAACUUCUGGAUAUGGUAAAAAUGGUGCACUUUGUGUUCUUCAAUGUGCGAUUCGACCUCAGGUUGUAACUACAUUCGAAUUACCAGGAUGUGAAGAUAUGUGGACAGUCAUUGGCACAUUAAAUAUCGAUGAACAAGUAAGACCUGAAGCAGAAGGAUCACAUGCUUUUUUGAUUUUAAGUCAAGAAGAUUCAACUAUGAUAUUACAAACUGGCCAAGAAAUUAAUGAAGUGGAUCAAAGUGGAUUUAGCACACAGGGGAGCACAGUAUUUGCUGGAAAUCUUGGUGCAAAUAGGUAUAUAGUACAAGUCACUCAAAUGGGUGUACGUCUUCUACAAGGAAUUGAGCAGAUUCAACACAUGCCUAUAGAUCUUGGAUGUCCAAUUAUACAUGCAAGUUGUGCAGAUCCUUAUGUAACAUUACUUUCUGAAGAUGGACAAGUUAUGUUAUUGACUCUCAGAGAAGGGCGUGGAACUGCAAAAUUGCACGCUCAAGCAGCUAAUUUAUUAUUCCGCCCUCAAAUAGAAGCAUUAUGUGGCUAUAGAGAUGUUAGUGGAAUAUUUACAACACAAUUACCUGAAAAUGUAGAAGACGAAGUACAUGAAGAAGAACAUAACAUUGAAGAACCACCUAUAGUUACUAAUAUCGACAACGAAGAUGACCUUCUCUAUGGCGAUGCACCAGCCUUUCAAAUGCCUGCACCAUCAGUUGCUAAAGUAUCCGAAGGAGCAUCAAAAAAAGCUCCUUGGUGGCAAAAACAUUUACAAGAGAUAAAACCAACAUAUUGGUUAUUAGUAUACAGAGAUAGUGGAACACUAGAAAUUUAUUCUCUUCCUGAUUUACGUCUAUCUUACCUUAUUCGUAAUUUCGGAUAUGGACAAUAUGUAUUACAUGACAGUAUGGAGUCUACAACGCUACAAACAGCAACUGUUAACGAAGUUCCCAAUCCUGAAAUGCAGGUGCGUGAAAUUUUAAUGGUAGCAUUAGGUCAUCACGGAAGUAGACCAAUGCUUUUAGUAAGACUAGAUUCUGGACUUCAAAUUUAUCAAGCAUAUAGAUAUCCAAAGGGUCAUUUAAAAUUAAGAUUUAAGAAAUUAGAUCAUGGCAUAAUACCAGGACAUUUAAAGUCAGUACCUAAAGACGAAGAUAUGCCUUCAAUGAAUGAAACUCGACAUUGUAUGAUGCGUUACUUUAGUAACAUUGCUGGAUACAAUGGUGUAUUUAUUUGUAGUGAUUAUCCGCAUUGGAUAUUUCUCACGGGAAGAGGUGAAUUACGCACUCACCCAAUGGGUAUCGAUGGCCCCGUUACAUCCUUUGCACCUUUUAAUAACAUAAACUGUCCACAAGGUUUCCUCUAUUUCAACAGUAAGGAAGAAUUAAGGAUAUGCGUUUUACCAACCCAUUUAUCAUACGAUGCGCCAUGGCCUGUUAGGAAAGUACCAUUACGAUGCACGCCACAUUUUGUCACAUAUCAUCUUGAAAGUAAAACUUAUUGUGUCAUAACGAGUAUAGCCGAACCACUUAAGAGUUACUAUAGAUUCAACGGCGAAGAUAAAGAAUUCACAGAAGAAGAACGAUCAGAGAGAUUUAUUUAUCCCUCUCAAGAACAAUUUUCGAUAGUGUUGUUCUCGCCUGUUUCAUGGGAAACUAUUCCUAAUACUAAAAUUGAACUAGAUCAAUGGGAACAUGCCACUUGUUUAAAAAAUGUGUCUUUAGCUUACGAAGGAACACGAUCUGGUUUAAAGGGUUACAUAGUAGUGGGAACGAAUUAUAACUAUGGCGAAGAUAUUACAAGCAGAGGAAGGAUCCUCAUAUUUGAUAUAAUCGAAGUUGUACCCGAACCUGGCCAACCAUUAACGAAAAAUAGAUUCAAGCAGAUUUAUGCAAAAGAACAGAAAGGUCCGAUAACUGCUAUCACGCAAGUAUCAGGGUUUUUAGUCUCAGCUGUUGGACAAAAAAUAUAUAUUUGGCAAUUAAAGGAUAAUGACCUUGUCGGAGUUGCUUUUAUAGAUACACAAAUUUACAUUCACCAAAUGUUAAGCAUUAAAAGCUUAAUUUUAAUAGCCGAUGUAUAUAAAUCAAUUAGUUUAUUACGAUUUCAAGAAGAGUAUAGAACACUAUCUCUUGUCAGUAGGGAUUUUAGACCAGCAGAAGUAUAUACUAUUGAAUACUUGAUUGAUAACACAAAUUUAGGAUUUCUUGUGGCUGACGGCGAAAGCAAUAUAGCUUUAUUUAUGUAUCAACCAGAGUCGAGAGAAAGCCUUGGAGGACAAAAGUUAAUUAGAAAAGCUGAUUUCCACUUAGGCCAGAAAAUAAAUACGUUCUUCCGUAUAAAAAGCAGACUUUCGGAUCCCGCAAACGAUAAGAAACACUUUUCUGGUGCGGACAAAAGACACGUAACCAUGUAUGCAACUUUAGAUGGAAGUCUUGGUUAUAUUUUACCUGUGCCAGAAAAAACAUAUCGACGGUUACUUAUGUUACAAAAUGUGUUGGUAACACAUAUUUGUCACAUUGCUGGAUUAAAUCCCAAAGCUUAUCGUACGUACAAAAGUUACGUCCGAACUCAGGGAAAUCCUGCAAGGGGAAUUAUCGAUGGUGACUUAGUUUGGCGAUAUCUUUAUUUACCAAAUAAUGAAAAAAUAGAUGUAGCCAAGAAGAUUGGAACGCGUGUGCAAGAAAUAAUAGAAGAUCUUACAGAAAUAGAUCGACAAACGGCUCAUUUUUAAAAUUGUG